Molecule: messenger RNA, 1384 nt
Organism: Triplophysa rosa
Lineage: Eukaryota; Metazoa; Chordata; Actinopteri; Cypriniformes; Nemacheilidae
Gene: tcima
Product: transcriptional and immune response regulator a
Exons: 1
Coding region: 507-809 (100 amino acids)
Biological process (GO): negative regulation of Notch signaling pathway; endothelial cell activation involved in immune response
Cellular component (GO): cytosol; nucleus
Molecular function (GO): Notch binding
Source: RefSeq, a predicted model, not a curated record
AAAUUUGAAUGUGUAAAAAUGUGCUUUAUGUGAUCAACAACACUUUUUAAGUCAAAAAAUAUGUCAGCAAAUAAGUACUUCGCAUAAUGUUUUAAUUUAUAGGAUGUUUUAGUUACAAUAGUUUCCAUAGUUUCUAGUACAAAUCGCUGCAUUAUAGGCUACUAAUAGACUACUAUAUAGGCUACGUGCAUACCUCACUAUACAUUAUAUACAUAGCUAGGCCUUUACAUAUGUUUAUGUCUUGCUCACUGUGUCAUCAUCCUCGUGUAUUGUGUCAGAGAGCUCUCCUCUCAUCCAUAAUUACUGGCAUUUCCAUCAAGUCAAAUAGGUUAUCAGAACGGGGAGGCGUUCCCGUCCGGAGGCAGCGCGAUGACGUCAUAUCGUAUGCGGGCUCUAUAAAGAGCGAGCCGUCCAUCUAAACUCCUCACUCCUCUCACGGCCAUCAAAGCGGCUCAGCUUUUCGAGUUGGCAACUCCAACGCUACAAAACCGAAUAAAAGCCGCAAGAUGUCGACCGACAUGUACACGGAAUCUCGCCGGGUCUGCCCUUCACUCCGCGGCAACAAGUUUGACACGGCGCACCGCAAACGGGCGGCGGCGAACAUCUUCGAGAACGUGAACCAGGACGCGCUCAUGAGGCUCUUCCAGAAAACGGGAGACAUGAAAGCCGAGGAGAGGGUGAGGAGCAUCUUCUCCUUCGCGCAGGAUCCCGAAGAGACGGCCAGAGCUUUGAUGGCCCUCAAGCAGAGGAAGAAGGAUAAGUUCCUGCAGAUCGUGGGGGUGGUUCGACACUUUCUCAAACUGCGUUGACUGUCUACACGCGAUGACGAAAUGGUCGUUGAUUCAGACAGUGACACGCCAGUGACACAUGGCGAUGAAGCGUCCAGAAUGGACGAGAAGGAACAAAACGGAUGAAGGAAAGCCCAGUAAAGCCAACAAAUGGCAGUAUUACAACGCACACAGCGCCGAGUGCUCUUUGAUACAGAACAUGAAGGACUGGACUGGUGCUGUGUGCGCGAGAGGGGCGCGAUGACGCUCGUGUGAAGGAAUCCCCUCGUGCAUCAUGAAGACGCGCGAAAACUUGUCUCAUGAACUAUACAUGUAUUUUGAAGAAGGACUUUAUCACGUGCUACUGCACCUUACAGGUGUGUUUAAUGGUGCAAAAGAACUGUGAUCGGAGACCGGUGAUGAAGUUACAAGAACACUGCCCGAAAAAUGCCUACAAACAUUGAAAUGCCUUGUCUCUAUUCCAGUUUGACGUCGUGAUGCUUGUUUUAACACUCAAUGGCCACUCAUUUAUUUGUCACAGUGUUUUGAUAACACCAUGCACUUGUUUCCAAAAUUAUGUUGCAUUACUAUUUGUAUAAUAAAUUAUUAACUAAAAA